Molecule: messenger RNA, 2150 nt
Organism: Eleginops maclovinus (Patagonian blennie)
Lineage: Eukaryota; Metazoa; Chordata; Actinopteri; Perciformes; Eleginopidae
Product: bile salt-activated lipase-like
Exons: 12
Coding region: 406-2076 (556 amino acids)
Biological process (GO): pancreatic juice secretion; ceramide catabolic process
Molecular function (GO): retinyl-palmitate esterase activity; sterol ester esterase activity; triacylglycerol lipase activity
Source: RefSeq, a predicted model, not a curated record
CGGAGACAGAGAGAGGGAGAGAGAGAGAGACAGACAGACAGACAGACAGACAGACAGACAGACAGACAGACAGACAGACAGACAGACAGAUAGACAGACAGACAGACAGACAGACAGACAGACAGACAGACAGACAGACAGACAGACAGACAGACAGACAGACAGAGACAGAGAGACAGAGAGAGAGAGAGAGAGAGACAGACAGACAUAGAGACAGAGAGAGAGACAGACAGACAGACACAGAGACAGAGAGAGAGAGAGACACAUAGAGACAGAGAGAGACAGAGAGAAGGAGACAGACAGACAGACAGACAGACAGACAGACAGACAGACAGACAGACAGACAGACAGACAGACAGACAGACAGACAGACAGACAGACAGACAGACAGAACAACAGGUAAGGAUGCUUUGGGUUCUUCUGCUCGGCGUCUGUCUGCGCUUGGCCUCGGCUGCACGGCUGGGGGUGGUGCAGACAGAGGGGGGGCUGGUGGAGGGGAAGAGUGUCAAGAUGUCUUUCUUAUUCCGGACCGUCGACGUCUUUAAAGGCGUCCCCUUCGCUGACGUCCCCGGAAAGUGGGAGAAACCGAAACCACACCCUGGAUGGAGCGGAGUCCUGAAGGCGGAUACAUAUCGGGACCGCUGCCUGCAGGUAACGCUGCUGCAGACAAAAACCCAGGGCAGCGAGGACUGUCUGUACCUGAAUAUCUUUGUUCCACAGGGACUGAAACUGUCGCAGAACCUCCCCGUGAUGGUUUACCUGUUUGGGGGGGCCUUCCUGUUGGGAGCAUCUAAUGAUGUGUCGUUCCUCGGGGAGUCGCUGUACGACGGGAAGGAGAUGGCCGACCGCGGCGACGUCAUCGUGGUGACGGUGAACUACCGAGUCGGUACGCUGGGAUUCCUCAGCUCCGGAGACGCCCGGCUGCCAGGAAACUACGCGCUGUGGGAUCAGCACGCUGCCAUCUCCUGGGUCCGCAGGAACAUCGCAGCGUUCGGAGGAAACCCCGACAACAUCACCAUCUUUGGGCAGUCGGCCGGAGCUGCCAGCGUCAGCUUCCAGAUGCUGUCCCCCCACAGCAAAGGGUUAUUCCGCAGAGCCAUCUCUCAGGGCGGAGUGGCCCUUAGCCCCUGGGCCCUGCAGAGGAACCCCAUGGCUCUCACCAAGAAGAUUGCUCGUAAGGUGGGCUGCUGGAGGAACGAUGAAGACCAAAUGAUCGCGUGUCUGAAGAUGAGCGACCCGGUCGGGCUCACCAUGGCUGGAAAAAUCGACGUGUUGUUGAUUCUGGGGAAAGGUGUGGUUAUGGAUCUCCUUGAAUUUUCUCCGGUGAUCGACGGGGACUUUCUCCCUGAUGAACCCAGUAAACUGUUUCAUAAUGCCGCUCACAUCGACUUCAUGGCCGGGGUCAACAGCAUGGACGGACACAUCUUUGCUGGAGUGGAUGUUCCUUCUAUCAACCAGAAAAAUGGCAACACCACUGUUGAGGAUGUGCGGGGUCUUCUGGCUGGUCUCACUAAAGAGAAGGGGGCCACCGCUGUGGGGUCAGCCUACAGCGUUUACUCGUCUAACUGGGGGUCCCAUCCAGAGCCGGAGCUGGUGAAGAAGACGGUAGCCGACAUCGAGACCGACUUCCUGUUCCUGGUUCCCACUCAGAUAGCCCUCCAGCUCCACGCCAACAAUACCAGUGGCGCCCGAACCUUCUCCUACCUGUUCACCAUGGAGACUCGCAUCCCGGGGUUCCCUCGCUGGGUGGAGGCAGAGCAUGCUGAGGACCUGCAGUACCUGUUUGGGAAACCCUUCUCCAUGCCGCUCGUCUACUUCCCCCGACACCGGGACCUGUCCAAGUACAUGAUCGCCUACUGGACCAACUUCGCCAGGACCGGUGAUCCCAGUAAAGGUGAGAGCAGAGUCCCAGCUGUUUGGCCCGCCUUCACCAGAAACCACCGACCCUACCUGAACAUCAACCACAAGAUCAGCAAGUCCUCCAUCAGCUACGACCUGAGAUCAGGCUACGUUUCCUACUGGACCCAGACCUACAGCCGCCUGCCGUCAGUCCAGGGGGGGGACAAACAGAUCUGAGGGUUUCAUUAUGAACCUCUUCCUCAUCUUAUACAAUAGCUGCAGGAUAAUAAAUAAUACUGAAUGAAGCAUAA